Xiphias gladius (swordfish) is the source of this 6537-nucleotide messenger RNA. RefSeq names its product CREB regulated transcription coactivator 1a (gene crtc1a). Gene Ontology annotation, cellular component: cytoplasm; nucleus. The coding region runs from base 25 to 1677 and encodes 550 amino acids. Gene Ontology annotation, biological process: protein homotetramerization; positive regulation of transcription by RNA polymerase II. The record is from RefSeq and is a predicted model, not a curated record. The transcript has 14 exons. Gene Ontology annotation, molecular function: cAMP response element binding protein binding. NCBI's taxonomy places the organism in Eukaryota, Metazoa, Chordata, Actinopteri, Istiophoriformes, Xiphiidae.
GCAAACGGAGCAGAAGAGCGAAACAUGGCGACUUCGAACAAUCCGCGGAAAUUCAGCGAGAAAAUCGCUUUACAUAACCAGAAGCAGGCGGAGGAGACGGCGGCGUUCGAAGAAGUGAUGAAGGACCUCAGCAUUACCCGGGCGGCGAGGUUACAGCUGCAGAAGACUCAGUAUUUACAGCUGGGACAGAACCGUGGGCAGUACUAUGGAGGAUCUUUGCCAAACGUCAAUCAGAUUGGAAACAGCACUGUCGAUGUGCCUUUUCAGAAUUCAGGGCUGGACAUGAACAGGUCGACGCGACACCACGGGUUGGUGGACAGAGUCUACCGGGACCGGAACCGCAUCACAUCACCCCACCGAAAACCCCUGUCUAUUGACAAACACGGACGCCAGAUUGACAGCUGUCCAUAUGGCUCAGUGUAUCUGUCACCGCCACCUGACACUAGCUGGAGGAGGACAAACUCUGACUCAGCAUUGCACCAGAGCACACUAACCCCUGCCCAGCAGGCCUCUUUCACUGGAGGAUCACAGGAGCUCCAGCCAAAACAAGUUCUCCUGCUCGCUGUACCAGGGUCUGAAGCAAUUAAACAAGAUGUUGACAAAGAGGGACAAAAACAGAACUGGGACUGUAAAAAGAACAUUUCAAGGUCCAAGCCCUGCAAAGUUCCCGGGAUCCACAUAUUCCCAUCUCCGGACCAGCAGCUGACCACUUCACUAAAACCAGCAGCCCACAACACUGGCGGCUCUCUGCCUGACCUGACCAACAUCCAGUUCCCUCCUCCGCUGCCCACCCCGCUCGACUCGGAUGAUGCAGGAGCCGCCUCGUUCAGCUCCUCCAACAGCACAGGGACCCUGGCUAACACACAAGGAGUGAACACCCCUCAGCCCACAGUAACCAUGGAAAUGCAGCUUGGGCAGGACAACAUAGUUCCUCUCAUAAUGAAUGCAGGAGACUCCCACCAGCACCAGAACCUCCAGCUCUCCCCAGCAUCUCCACCUCUCACUCUCUCUCAGGCGGCCAUCAACGCUAUGAACCUUGAUCAGCAGUUGACCCAGUAUGCCUUCUUCAACCAGCAGCCGUCGUCUCAGACUCACCAGAGCCAGCAACAGACAGGCCUGGUCCACCUGCCGUCCUCCGUGAACUCCUGCUCCACGUCAGACAACCACACGUCCUCACAAACCAACGUGACCAUGGACAUGAACACGCAUAACACCAUCCUGGGCAGCGUGUUUGCAGACUUCUAUGACCAGCAGCUCCCAUCCAUUCAGGCCAGUGCUCUCUCACAACAGUUGGAGCAGUUCAACAUGAUUGAAACCCCCAUCAGCUCUGACAGCUUGUAUAACCAGACCUCCACCCUCAACUACUCCCAGGCGCUUAUGAUGGGUUUGACUGGUGGCCAUUGCAACCUUCAAGACUCACAGCAGCUGGGCUACAGUAGCCAUGGCAACAUCCCCAACAUCAUUCUCACAGUGAGUGGAGAGUCUCCCCCCAGCCUGCCCAAGGACCUGACAGGCUCGCUGUCCACAGAUGUCAGCUUCGAUGUCGACUCUCACUUCCCGCUGGAUGAUCUCAAAAUCGACCCACUGACACUUGAUGGCCUACACAUGCUCAACGACCCAGACAUGGUCCUUGCUGACCCUGCCACUGAGGACGCGUUUCGCCUUGACCGGCUCUAACCACUGCACGACAUGCUUAUGCACAGGUGUGUGAACUCUGCUGCCCUGGGGGGGGGGGGGUAAAACAAGGAGUAGAUUUCUGGAGUAUGUUGUCUGGGCUUAGCAUCGAUUCCACACCAAGCAACCCGGUCAAAGCCCACAAGAGAGCUUUUCAAAGAAACACUAUUGUAAGAAAAUGCAUCGAAAUGACUGCUGCCAGCCUCCCUUCUCUUUAGAAGCCGGAGAGAUGAGUUACGACCAGUGACAUACAAGUUACGGUAUUAAUCAUGUUUGCGGUUCUGUCAUCGAAUUUUGAUUUAUUUCAUACACCUAGUUUUCAUUUGAGGGAACUUGAUGAAAAUAUCAUGAGGGCAGAAGGAGCCUGUUCUUUUAUCUCUAUCAAUGACUGACUAAGUUAUGUCCGCAGAGCAAACCCUUAAAAAACUACAGUAUACAGCUCAUCUGUUAACAUAGAGUAGCUUGAUGACUCAGAGGAAAUACCUGUCAAGUUUAUCCUCCCUCUGUGCCAUACUGGUCAUUCUAAGUAGUACAUUGAGUACGGAUAUUAAUUUUGCGCUAGUCCCUGUGUGGUUUGCUAUAGAUGCCAAAGUCAGGUCCAGUUUGAUUUGAGUGAAGAUGUAAAAGUCUUGAGUGAUGACAAGUCAUUAUUUGCAACCUAAGUUAUUUUUAGGAAAUGCUGAAUUUUGAUUUUUUUUCCAUAGUAAAUAGCAGUCAUCGGUUAUGCAUGAAAUCACAAAUCACUGUGCAUACUUGUUUUGCCUUAAUAGCUUGACAUUUUGGUUUUCAUGCAAAGAUGACUACUAUGUAAAUGAGGAAUAAGUAAUUUCUAUUGUUUUAAAGGUGGUUUGGCCAACUGUGUUCACAGUUGCAUUACUGUAGUUGUACUUUUGAGGUGUUCUGAUCUUUAUCCAUUACUUCAUCCAUUGUCACUACCAUAUCAUUUUUCCACAUUCAUUUGUCAGUCAACUCUAAACAGAUGAAUGAAUUAUUUGUUAAGAAAUAGAUGUUUACAGGCUUGUUUUAUUUUACAUUUUACAUGUACAGAAUGUGAUUAGAUUUUGCGUAAUAGUAUCUAUGCAAAACUACAGUGAUUGAUUUAGAACUGUAAAAUGAAACAGAUGAAAUGAACCAUUAUGUAGAGGAAGCCAAUGUGCAAGGUUCUUAGAGAAUGCACAGCGAUGGUGCCAUGUUACAUUUCUUUUGAAACUCUUUACGUUUUGCUUUCAGACAAGUAAUGAGUAGAGAAAAAAAAGCUCGGUGAGUGUGGCAUACAGUAGAAACUCUCCUGGAUUAUUCCCAAAGAUGUGACCUCGGUGUAGUUGAGAUAUAUAUAUUUUUCCAGACAAUUGAACUGCCUCUAUACUAGAACAGCAUUGUUGAUGCAAUGAGAAUGUAUUUAGGUCACAUCUGUACAGUUGUGUUGUUGCCAUCUUGUCAUCCUCAUUGCCUCUCAUACGUAUCUAGCCUUUAGGUACUGUAGGACCAAAAAUCUUUCACCUGUUUAUUUUCUCCCUACAGAGGAGAUGUGGCAUACUGCUUUGAGUUUUAUAUAUGACUGUGUUUGUUUUCCUCUGCACAACAGUGACACUGAACAUCAGUUUCUUCAUCGUGCUCGUGUUGUGUGUGCCCUUUAUUGAUUUGUUCCAUGUGUCCCCGGUCUCGUUGGUUCUGCACUAAUAUGGCUUCAUGCAUUUGCUCUUUAAAAAAAAUCUCAGUGAAUGGAUCCUUUGGAUUCACUCACAACUGUGUCCCAUACGUCAUUAUUGCACUUUUCGCAUUUAUUUAAAACACUGAUGAAAAACGCGUACGAGAGUUUAUAUACCAAACCCCCUGUGACUGUUAAGUGCACUGGAACUGUUUGCCCUGUCUUUGAUUAAACUUGCCUUCUUGUAAAAAACAAAAAAACAAAACAAAACAGAUAUAUGAAAAAAAGCUAAAUUAAAUUAUAGUUAUUUUUUGAAAAGUCAUAUAUAGAUAGUCUAUUUACAAGAGCGGUUUUUAAUUAAUCAGUUAGUAUUUUGUUAGCGGUCUACUGUAACACAGUUUUUUCCGUAAUUUUGGAAAACAUUUGUAUUUUGCGACAGAGGUAAUCAGAGGUGUGUCAGUCAUGUUCCUAUGUUGCAGCUCUUUCUGCUAUUGAUAGCAGGUUGGAGUAGAUAGAACUAAAUGAACUAUGUGUAUAAUUAAUCACCAAAUAGCAAAUCAAAGGUUUAUUAUUAAAAUGGUUAAAGAUACAGGUAGAGUGUGAUUUCUCAAAUGAGUACAUUCAAAAUUUGCGGGGCAUAUUAUUACAAUACUGUGCCAGACGGGAUCAAUCGAUCCCUGAAAAGUAUUUUAUGGAAUCCAUAUAGUAAUUCAGUCCAGUUGUAAUUGUUAUUAAAAUGCCCAUAAAAUGAGUGUAUUUUUUUUCUAGGACACUAUAUUGCCGCUUCCCAUCAAUAUUCCACACUAUUAAAAAGUCUAUUCUGUAGCUGCUACAUUGUGUCCAUUGAUGUGUGUCAAGGUCCUCCUGGGCCAGUAUAUUUCACCAUUAUUCUCACACGGUGUGAAUCAAAAAUGUUCUGGGAAAUUUGAUCGAAUCAGCUGAAAUUUAGUUGUUGACCUUGAAGAUUCCUUUUUGUUUGUUUUUUAUUAAAUAUUCUAAUGUUUUGGAUGCAUCAUGUUUCCUAUUUUUGAUGCAGUGUUUUUUGCUUGUUUUUUCUAUUUUAAUAAUUUUGUGACUGCAUGAAUCGCUGGACCUUUAUGGCUUAGGUUUUAUUUCUGUUAAAGGGUGCAUUCAGCUUUGUUUGCCUAAGUGUUUUGUUUUUCGUCUGUGGUAAAAUUGUCUUUCGUCUCUUUUUUUUAUUCAGCAUCAUGUUUAGGCUAAGUAACUGCUACGUGAAGCCUAAAAGCAUCAGAAAUAUGCUAGUCAGCCUUUUAUGCACAUUUAGAACCUGUUGUUUAGUACUAUGUUUUACACUGCAAUAUACAGUAUGUGCUCAUUUUCUGUGCAACACCCACAGAGUUUUAUUAUGUCAUGGUAUAGACUAGCAUUGUAUAUUACUGUUAUAGGAACAAUGUUUUCUGUGAUUUAUGUGAUAUGAUGUGAAAGUGAGAAAAUGCACUGAGAAAUACUGUGCUGCAAUACAUCAUUGUGGCUCUAUAUUCUCUGCUGGACCUCAGACUUUAUAGUGAGCCUGACAUCUGUGUAGGUCCAUUUUCUUUUUUGAUAUGUAUUUUUUUUACUUUUUUGUGGUCAUGUAGAAAGCUCUGAAUGAUGUGUUGCCUGUUACUGCCACCUUUUUAUGCAUCAACGUUCAGGUAUCCAUUGGUGUUACACCAGUGUUUACAGAGACAAGAGUUUACAACAGAGCAAUGUUUGUUUUUCUCUUCAUAAAGUUUUUCAACUUAGAUACUGUAUCUAGAAUAACAGACUACAUAUGAACCACGUGCAGCGUAGAUUAGAAAUGAAUCAGUAAUGUAACUUCAGUACUAUGACCAUAAUGAUAUAUUCAAUUUCACGAGGUUUUGAAGUUCUAUGAAUUAAUUAUAUUUCCCUCAUCUUCUUUCUUCAUCUGUAUGCAAUUCGAGGCCCUGAAGGCAAUCUUUAUUUAAUUUACACUUUUAUUCUGCAGAAAUUAUGUCCCAUAUCAGCUACAUGUUAUCAAAGGUUGUUUAAGAAAAUAAGUAGUAUUUAGAUUUUAUUGGAUUUAGCUUUAUGAUAAAUCUGUCAUCAGCACUGUAUUUUUUUUUUUUCCUCUGUUAAAUCAACAGUUAAGACAAAAAAGCCAAAGUUCAAAGCAGCCAUAAAAUGAGAGAAAACUGAGACAUUUUAUCCUCCUAACUGUUGAAACCCAUCUUCUCCUUUGUUUUUCAAAAUACUUAACUGGGGUACGAAUUAUAUCAUACAUAAACUAUGAACUUAUCAAUGCACUGUUUACAUUGAACAUAAUUACUGAAAGACUUGCAGCAUAACUUGAAGAGAUGUGACUGAUAUAUCCUGUCCACUACCUGGGAAAUCUCUUUUCUGCUUGAUACUGAAUCUCAAAAUAUUUCAGAAAAUACCUUGACAUCUUAUGUUUUGCUUUAAAUUAAGUAUUUAGUUUUUCCUUUAAUUUAUAAAUCUGUUGUCGAACACUAUUUUGUAGUGAAUAUAGAGUAACUAUAUACAUCAUGUCUGAGAAAUAACAUACACAUACAAUAAGAAAUAACAUGAGAAAUAGCAGAUACAAACAUUGUAUAGUCAGGCUAUAUACACAUAAUAGAGAAAGAGAGAGAGAGAUGUAGAUUGUGACAUUACAUGUUAAAACACAAACUGAAUCAGGAAGAUGAAAUUGAGUCAUAAUCAUGUAUGGUCACUCAGUGGGUUACCCACAUCUAUGAAUCCUUUGUGUGCAUUUUGAGGACAGCCCACUGCUGGUUUAAGCCUCAUACAAUGGCAGCUAAAUUGUUAUAUAAUGUAUUUUGUUUCUGAGUCUACAGUGAUACUAUUCCAAACACUGCACAUGCGUUCUACUGCCGUGAAGGGGGGGGGGCACUAUGCUCCUAUAGUGCACUCACAGCAACAGGAAACAUUAUGCUCAUAGAAUAUGCAAAAUCUAGCAUUCUGCAGCACAGCUUGGCAAGUUGGUACUUUUUUUUAACUAACCCUUUAAAAAAAAUGACUGGUUCAAACCUUUUUCUUCAAAUUGUGUGUUUUCUAAUUUAACUGUCAGAUCGGACCAAAAGACUCCAAGUUGACUGUAAAUGUGUGCUAUAUUCAAGAUGAAAUAUGCUUAUGUUUGAACUGUACCUGAUGUAUUUUUCUUGUGUGAAGGCUUACGUCUUUGUAACUUUGCAUUAUUAUUUGUAAAUGAAAGGAGAAUAAAUAUAUCUGAAUAA